GCAGGACGCACAGUCAGUCUGCAGCUACCAGCUACCAGCCAAGCUAAUGCAUGCUAGCCAUGAGCUAACAAGGAGCUAAGCUGAGUCUCUCUAUUUUUCUCCCCCAUUUUUUAAAGCCAAUACAUUUCACAUUUUCCUCAGCCUUCGUGUGAGACGCUGCACCCAGGGGCAAGCACCACUUCACUUACUGGAAUUUCUCGGUCAACUCUCUCUCGUCACAGCUGAAAUCGUCCGUCUGAUUAUUUACGGUCUUCAUUUCACCUCACGGCCCUUCCCUCCACCUCCUUGGACAACUUUCUCCCCACUUCACACUUGAAUCUCCUGCGAACACAGAGCCAUGGCAGCUGCUAAGCCAAAAGGGCAGAACUCUCUAGCCCUUCACAAAGUGAUCAUGGUGGGCAGCGGAGGAGUGGGCAAGUCGGCCCUCACGCUCCAGUUCAUGUAUGACGAGUUUGUUGAAGACUACGAACCCACCAAAGCAGACAGCUACAGGAAGAAAGUGGUGCUUGACGGAGAGGAGGUACAGAUCGACAUCCUCGACACAGCUGGACAAGAAGACUACGCAGCCAUUCGGGAUAACUACUUCCGCAGUGGCGAGGGUUUCCUCUGUGUCUUUUCCAUCACAGAACUGGAGUCGUUCGCAGCGACAGUAGACUUCAGAGAGCAGAUUCUGCGAGUGAAGGAGGACGAGAACGUGCCCUUCCUGUUGGUUGGUAACAAAUCAGACUUGGACGACCGACGGCAGGUCAGCGCGGACGAAGCGAAGGCACGUGCCGAGCAGUGGGGCGUGUGCUAUGUGGAGACUUCUGCCAAAACCCGUGCCAAUGUUGACAAGGUGUUCUUUGACUUGAUGAGAGAGAUCCGGGCGAGGAAAAUGGAGGACAGCAAAGAGAAGAACGGCAAGAAGAAAAGUAAAAGUUUGGCCAAGAGAAUUAGAGAGAGAUGUUGUAUUUUAUAGUGGUUAACGAGAGCAGGGUAGCUGCUUAUGUACAUAUACAUUUCUCAGACUUUUGCAUUUAUUUUGUGCCCGUACCUGACCAUGACUUUCUGUUCCUGGUUAACAGGACAUCUGACCGUGUGUCAGGGAGUAGUAAGGUGGCACUCCAUACACCAUUUAUAGCUCUAACUUUUUAUGUGCUGACACUCCAAAAUAAUUUAUGUACUCUCUCUCUUACUCUGACCACGUUACAGAGUGUAAUAAAUGGACGGUGUUUUAAUUUAGGCCGAAGCUUUUUGACAAAGAAGCUUUUAAAAGGCCCCUGAAAUGUUCCAAAAGAAAAACAAAACAACAACAACAACAACCUUUUCAUUGUAAAGUUUGAUGUGUAAAAUGUACUCAGACAACUGUGCAGUUCAAGUUGAAAAAGAUGAGAUGAAAUGAAAGUGUCAUAGCCAAGGUUUUAAAUGGAGGAGGGGGAGAUAUAUAACUGGAGCUCAAUAUUGGGAAAGCCCCAAGUCAUAUUAUUAAGUCCACCGUCUUGAGUAAGAGAUGUAAGUUAACAGACUGUUAGCAGUGUGUCAACCCAGAAUUCAUCAAGUGCCACCGAGAGAGAAAAAAAGAAUCUGCAUCGCACUGGUGAAUCUACAAAGCAUUUUAGUUGAAAGACUGUUGUGUAAUCUUAGCCAGAGCCUAACAUUUUGAUGCCAUUCCUAUUUGUUGUUUUACUAUGUGGUGGUAAUGGUUUUGAACACACAUUUUUAUCUGUGAAGUUUUUCUUUCUUUUUUCUUUUUUCUUUUUCCUCCUAUCAUAUCAACCAGUGUAACAUGAGUACACUAAUCUUCUCCUCCAUUUUUCCCUUCCUUUCCUUCUUCCAGUCACUUUGUUGAGUCCUUCUCAAAUGCACAAACACACAUUGAUCAUUACCCUUAAAUAUGUGAGGGAUCUUAGAAACACUUGAACUUUUUUCAAUUCUAACAUUUCAGAAGUUUUACCUCACUUGGCUAAUGACUUUCAUUGCCUUUUUUUUUUCUUUUGCUAUUUAAAGGAAUCCCUGGUGCUCUGAUAAAAGGUGAUUCCAACAACACUACAUCCUUUACAUGCUGUGUUUAACACAUCUUUAAAGUUUAUAAGAAAAGAUAAUUAAUUGCUUCCAGUCAUGUAAAGAUUUAUUUUGCCAAUUUUUACUUUUACUGGCUCAGAGUUUUAAAUCACCAAUUGUUUACCCCCGCUUUCUUUAUCUUUGUUUUUGUUUUAAAACUUGUAUGUGUUUCUUAAUUGGGCUAAUAUGGGAAUACAUUAAUGGGCAGAUGUAUUUAAAGUCAUAAUAUAUAUAGAGAAAAAAGAAUGUAGGCAGAUAGAUAGAUAGAUAGAUAGAUAGAUAGAUAGAUAGAUAGAUAGAUAGAUGUGAGGUGGUACCUGCCCAAAAAGAAAAGUUCAUCUCAGUCACCAAAGAAAAAUGCUAGCUAGUGCAAACAAAUGCCCACUUAUUAAAUUAAAAUGAAUCACGACUUGCAUCUUGUAAAUUGAUGCAACACUACCUUUGUAAAAAAACCAACUGAUAAGUAGGUAAAGGUUGAACAGGUGUCAGCAGAAGUAAAGCCUGAUUUAAUUCUGAAUUGCCUGGGAUAGAAAUGAAUAGUUAUGGGAAGGCUUUUAGUAAUUUAUGUACAGUGCACACUGUUGCCUACCUGUCCAUUGUGAAUGUGAAUAAUCCCCCCCUCUCUCUCUAUCCUGUUUCGCCUGUAAUCUUCGGGCUGCCGAUGAUGACGACGUGCAGUUUUUCUACAUCCUACCUUGUUUACCUUUUUGUUACAUUAUGUGCAAGACUACCUUGUGUCAUAACACUGUUGUUACAUCUAAAUUAAAACACCUGAUGUGUUUUAUUUCAUUUUGCUCAUGUAGCUGAGUAAUUUGACAGGCAAGUGAAAAGUGAAACGGUGUAAAAAAAUUGGCAAAAUGAGAGUUUAAUACGGUUUAAUACAGACCUAAAUACACUGUGAAAGCUGCCCCUGCUUUUUAUUUUAGUUUACCUAUAACUGAGCCAUUUUCUUUUCAUCAUUACACUUUUUUUGAAUGUUUUAUUUUAAGUUAACCACACAUUUCUCUCCUGAUUCAUUUUUUUUCUAUUUAAGUUAUAUACGAGUAAAUGUGUGCAUUGCUAACAGCAACAGCUCACUAUUUACUGAAUAUGAUGCCCAAUACUGGAGUCUAUGCAAAAAAAUAACUGCUGUAAAUGCAAUGAGGAAGCGUAAAUGAAACUCAGUGUUUGACUGUGGUUUGGCUUUUAAAAAAAGAAACACACAUUCAAAGAUUGUGAAAUUACUUAUUGAUUCCCUGAAUUAAGUAUAAGAACACUCAAGAAUACCCGGCUUCGAUUACAGCCUUUUGUUUGUCAGAUGAUUCAUUUCAUCAAUCGUACUGUCCCGCACGACAAAAAGACAGUAACGCGUAUAAGAAUGUUUGUGGUGGUUCUUAUUUAUUGAAAAGCACACCGUAGAGUGAGACUUUAAAAGAGAUAGGAGACGAGAGGAUAUGUGAGCCAAACUCGAACCCAUAAUGUUAGGAACCCGUGGCACCAGAAUGUUUGGAUAGUAGUUUGGAUUCUUAUGUUUUUUAAGGGCUAACCUCCAGUACACCAUAACAUGAUCGAGAUGACCCUGACAGUUGUAGAAAUAGACAUACACUACUACUUCUUUUUUUUCCUUUUUUUAAUGUGGCAUACCUUUCCUCAGCUUAUACGGCCAUUACAUUACAUGAAGUGCUGUGUGUCUCCAUUGGUGAGGAUUGUUGAAGCUACUAUACUUAAAAAGUGACCACCGUAGUGCUUGCUUACUCUAACAUUGGCUUUACACAGUUGCAAAACAUCCAUAAUCUAAUUUUUCCUCCAUCGUCGUCUUCAUGUAUACUUCUUGACGGCCCAACAUGUUUUCAGCCGGAUUUAAGGGUCUGACACUAAAUAAUGGUGAAGGUUUGUGUGAAAGCUACAAGCAAACUUGUCGUACUUGGGUAUUCAGAUAAGUUGUUUUGCCUUUUAUAUAAAUACCCUUGGAGUUUAAGAAAAAAGGGAAAAAAAGGAUAUAAACUGUAAGUGUUUUGAUUGGAUGGUUUGAUGUAUGCCAUCAAAUUAAAUGUUUCCUUCAUGUUUACUUAUUUUAAACAUAACCACUAAUGUAGCCUAUCUGUUUGUGAAUGCAAGAGGUGAAGCUUACAUUUCAAUUCAUUUUUUGUGAGUUAUUUGGAAAUGGCAAAUAAAGUGGAUAUUACUAAUAAUA
Molecule: messenger RNA, 4213 nt
Organism: Scomber scombrus (Atlantic mackerel)
Lineage: Eukaryota; Metazoa; Chordata; Actinopteri; Scombriformes; Scombridae
Gene: ralaa
Product: v-ral simian leukemia viral oncogene homolog Aa (ras related)
Exons: 5
Coding region: 338-958 (206 amino acids)
Biological process (GO): Ras protein signal transduction; regulation of exocytosis
Cellular component (GO): plasma membrane
Molecular function (GO): GDP binding; GTPase activity; GTP binding
Source: RefSeq, a predicted model, not a curated record